GCGCCACUCCUCAUCUACCAAAGUCUCUCUGCGGCUUUCCAAUCGCUUCCGAUAAGGACGCAGGCAAGCAUCCCGCUGCCUACGCCUCUGCCCUUGACAUCGCGAGCAAGGCUCUGUCCAAGAUGUCGAACAAGAUCGUGCCCACGGUCUACCGUGCGAUUAUCGAUGACGUGAUUGCCAACGUCUCGGUCGAUUUCGAGGAGUAUGGCAUGGACGAGGACCUGCUUCCUCUCCUCCAGUCUAAAUGGGAGCACAAGCUGCUCGCGACCAAGGUCGCCGACUUCGCCGACCGCGACACUGAAGCUGGCGCAUCAAGUCAGCCGACGCACCAGCCCCCCGCUGCGCGGCCACCAACUAACGGUGUUGAGGUCAAGGCUGAGCCUGAAGACCUGCGCAUACGUGGGGGAGCUUCGGAGGACACCAAGCCUAACAUUGCCCUGUCCGAUGUCGCGCCUCAGCCUCGGCCGGAGCCGAAUGCCGCCGGCUUACUCCCUGGGGACGAGGUUAUUGACAGCGAUCUGGACGACAGUGACGAUGAGCUAGGCAUCGACGAUGGAAUCGAGAAUGGCGAGGGAGACAUCGACAUUGUCUACUGCGUGUAUGACAAGGUUCAGCGAGUCAAGAACAAGUGGAAGACAGUGUUCAAGGAUGGCAUGAUCCACAUCAAUGGCAAGGAUUAUCUCUUUGCCAAGUGUCAAGGCGAGUUCGAGUGGUGA
This is a messenger RNA of Cutaneotrichosporon oleaginosum, 716 nucleotides long. RefSeq lists its product as uncharacterized. Lineage: Eukaryota; Fungi; Basidiomycota; Tremellomycetes; Trichosporonales; Trichosporonaceae. Gene Ontology annotation, biological process: transcription by RNA polymerase II; transcription initiation at RNA polymerase II promoter. The record is from RefSeq and is a predicted model, not a curated record. Gene Ontology annotation, cellular component: transcription factor TFIIA complex.